AUGAGAUUAAGACAAUUAAUCAAUGAUAUCGAUGAUUGGAUAUGCAUUAAUCCACAUACAUUAGAAACAUAUUAUGAACGGUCUAUCAGUUUAAUUACACAAUCAUUGAAACUUGUAACACAAACGGAAGAGCCUAAUGAUGGUGGUUUUAUUUAUGUCAUGCCUACUAUUAAUAUAACCAAACGAGCUAAAAUGGUGCUAGACCAUUCUACCAUAAAUAUUUUAUUGAAGAUCGCAUUAUCAGCCGUAGUUGUCAAUGACUGCGAACUAUUGAGUUUGUUGGAAUCAGCAGCCUUUCCUGUAUUUCUUGUCUCCAAAACAACCACGACAGAUAGAAUCUUUGCUCAAUUGUGUAUUCAUUAUUACAAUUAUCCUAGACAUUCUAUUGGUCAAAUGAUUGGUGUAACUGGUACUAAUGGUAAAACAACAGUAACACAUAUGAUUGAAAAAGUUUUAUUAGACGCUAAACUCACAGUUGGUCUGAUAGGCACACUUGGCUAUAGAUGUCAUGGUCAUGAGAGUAACACGAACGACUACAUAAAUGCAGGUUACACAACACCAAAUGCAUGGAUAUUACAAACAAUAUUGAAUGAAAUGAAAAAUGAAUAUCAUAUAGACAACGUGGUCAUGGAAGUUAGUUCUCAUGCGUUGACUGUAGACCGUGUUUACGGAUGUGACUUUAAUGUUGCCAUUUUUACAAAUCUUACGCACGACCAUCUCGGUUUUCAUAAAACAAAGGACAACUACUUACGAGCAAAGUUGUCAUUAUUUUCAGAAUAUUUAUCAAAAUCUCUAUCAACAAAAGCUAUCAUAAAUCAUGACGAUCCAUUAUAUGAACAAUUUAUUAGUGCAUGUCCAUCUAAUGCUCAAGUUUAUACAUAUGGUCUAUCGACGAAAAGUCUAAAUUCGUUUGUAGCUAAUGAUAUUAAAAAUUCGCUAAAUGGUGUAAGUUACACACUUUUACUAUCAUCAGGUGAAACACGACGCGUUCAUUUAAAUAUCCACGGUGACUUUAAUGUUUACAAUACGUUAGCUUGUAUAGCUACUUGCUUUAUAACUUAUUCCUCAUUUUUAACAUUAGAUCAAAUUAUUCAAUCACUAGAAAGCUUCCAGGGCGUUAAAGGUCGAUUUGAAUUCAUCAUACGUCAUAGACCAUUCUCAGUUGUAAUUGAUUUCGCACAUACUCCGGAUGCAUUAGAAAAAGUGAUUAAGAGCGGAAGACAAAUAUUAUCCGAAUCAGAGGAAAAUGGUCGGUUGAUUGUUGUUUUUGGCUCUAGUGGAGGAGAAUAUCCACCAACAAGACCAUUAUUUGGACGCAUAGCCGAUGAAAAUGCUGAUAUCAUGAUAAUAACAUCAGAGAACCCUUGUCAAGAGAAUCCACAGGCAAUCAUCGAUGAAAUUUUAUCUGGAAUCUCACAAAAACCAGAUGAUAAUCGAUUAUACGUAGAAUCAAAUCGAAAACAAGCUAUACAUUUAGCUAUGGAUUUAGCUAAUAAUAAAAACGAUCUUAUACUGAUUACUGGUAAAGGACAUGAAAGAACACAAACAUUUGCAAACCAUGCUAUACAAUUUAACGAAAAAGAGAUCAUAGAAGAAAAAUAUAAGCAAAUGAUGCAGGAUAAUCCCUUUUCAACGUAA
Rotaria sp. Silwood2 is the source of this 1638-nucleotide messenger RNA. Lineage: Eukaryota; Metazoa; Rotifera; Eurotatoria; Philodinida; Philodinidae. The record is from the annotation of a GenBank genome assembly.